Messenger RNA from Trichobilharzia szidati, 1459 nucleotides. The record is from the annotation of a GenBank genome assembly. Lineage: Eukaryota; Metazoa; Platyhelminthes; Trematoda; Strigeidida; Schistosomatidae.
AUGUUUCCAGGUGCUGCGGGUAGAACAGCCCCCAUAUUUCGGUUAGGCAAAUGUCUUGCCAUACCAAUGGAGUUACACGCCACCAAUCGGAAGCGUCUUUGUGAUCGUAUCCGAAACAAGCUGGUGAAUACUGUUACGGAAGGAUUAUUAUCAGAUUUUUCAGGCGUAUAUAUUGUACUACAAGGCGGUACUGACACUUAUUUGGGGGAAUCUGAUUCUGCCAAUGUGUUCCGACAGGAAUCAUUUUUUCAUUGGGCAUUUGGUGGUCUUGAACCCGAUUGUUAUGGGACGAUUGAAGUUGCAUCUGGACGUUCCGCUCUAUUUAUCCCCAGAAUAUCAGAACAAACUGCCAUAUAUUAUGGUGAAUUGGCGACUCCUGACCAGUUUUCAAAAAAAUAUGGCGUUGAUGAAACAUAUUACUCUGACGAGUGUGGGGUGAACACAGACAGUAAUCGUCCGACGUUGGAGGCUAAGUUUGAUGGCAUUGAAAAAUUUAAAGUGAACAAGAACAUUCUUCAUCAUGAAAUUGUUUUAUGCCGUCUUAUCAAAACUGAAAUGGAGUUGGAGAUUAUUCGCUACACAAAUCGCGUUAGCAGUGCUGCACAUCGCCAUUUAAUGCGCUCUGUCAAACCUGGAAUGUAUCAAUAUCAAGCAGAAAGUAUUUUUCGGCAUUACUGCUAUUUCUAUGGCGGAAUGCGUAAUAUGAGCUACACGUGUAUCGCUGCCACAGGUUGUGAUUGCUCUGUACUUCACUAUGGACACGCAGGCGCACCAAAUGAACAUCAAAUUCUAGACGGUGAAAUGUGCUUAUUUGAUAUGGGCGGUGAAUAUUAUUGUUAUUCAUCGGAUAUUACGUGUUCAUUUCCUGUGAAUGGUCGUUUCACUGAUGAUCAAAAGUUGAUCUACAAUGCUGUUUUACGAGCUUCACGUGCUGUGCUACAUGAAAUUAGACCAGGUGCAGAUUGGGUUAAACUUCAUCAACUAGCUGAGCGAGAAAUUCUCACCCAUCUGAAAGAAGGUGGCAUCCUUCUAGGUGAUGUGAAUGAAAUGAUGAAAGCGAGACUGGGAGCUAUAUUUAUGCCUCAUGGUUUAGGUCACUUACUUGGUUGUGAUGUACACGAUGUCGGUGGAUAUACAGAUGAUGCCCCGCCUCGAAUAGCACUUCCUGGUCUACAAAAUCUACGUACUGCUCGUGUCCUGCAAACCAAUAUGGUGUUGACAGUUGAGCCAGGGUGUUACUUCAUUGACAGACUAUUAAAUCAAGCCUUAUCAUCGGUUACACUUAGUAAAUAUAUUGAUCGUAGUCAAAUUGAAAGGUUCAGAAAAUUUGGUGGGGUGAGAAUUGAAGAUAACAUUGUUGUAACAGAAACCGGUCAUGAGCUUCUAACAGAUGUUCCUAGAACUGUAGAAGAAGUUGAAAAUUGGAUGUCUACCAAAGCUGAAAGUAAUGGAAACAUAG